AUUAUGAUUUUUAAUUAUAUCUAAAUUAUUCAUAAAAUUAUCAUAUUUCGUUUUAUGUAUAUAACAAUUUAUUUAUUUUUUUAAUAAAAUUAAAUAAAAAAAAAGACAAUUUUAACAAGGAAGUAUCAAUGUCCUUCGCCGGUCAUAAAGCCAUUUUCAACGGCAACAAAUAGCUGACACGUAGAAUAUCUGGCGAUCUUUGCGCGGCCUGCUACCAAAUCUCUUCUCUUCUCUGUGCUCCAACUUCAACAUUCGUUCUCUCCGAGAUUUUUUUUUUUACUAUUUUUUUAAAUUUCUGUUUCAGCGAAAAUAGUCUCUGUUUCCCUCAUUCAGACAGUGAAAUCUCCAUUGUGGAUCAUUUCAAAGUUUCAGUCUUCAUUUCCAAGAAUCUGUGAACACUGGAAUGGAUUGUUGGGUCUUGUUGGGAAUCUGGAUUUAACUUCACUUAUCAAGGGUCUCUUUUCUAUGUUGUACAGUUUUGGGUUUGUGAGAAUGAUGAAAGAUUCAGUUCGUGAUAUUCUUUUAUAUGGUUAGGACCUGGUAUAAUCUCGAUUGAGUUUAUAGGAUUUUUGUGGGAUUUUGCUUUUUAUGUUUGCCAGUUAUUUAGUUGCUAAGAAAAUGGAAAAAAAUGAAAGGAGGUGGAAUCUUGGUUUUGUGGGAUUUUGCUUUUAUGCCCUAUCGUGUUUUUAAGUUUCUAAAAAUGGCGAUAUCAGCUGAGCCAAGUACUUACUUUAGGUUUAGUUAAGUGGGUUUGUUGCUUUCUUGAACAUUGAAUAUGUGGAAUAUGUGAAAUUUGAGAUUUUAGAUUUUUUUCUUUCUCAGUGAACGAAGAGCAUUAGGAUUUUGGAAUUUUGGGAUUCAGUUUGUCGACAUAUGGAUACUUCAGGGUUGGGAGGGCGGUUUUUGUCAGGUCCAACCAGUGGAUUAUUAGACCUUGAAUCGCCAAUUCAUCGUCGAAAUCAUAUGAAUUUAAUGGGUGGGCUUGAUAAUGAUCAUCAAACCAUGGGGCUAAUGGAAGUGAAAGGUUCAAUCCCAAAAGGAUAUUCAGCAAAUUUCAAUAAAGGGAAAGCACUUAGCCCUCUUGAUGCCACAAAUAAUGGCAAUGCGAGUGAAGAUGAUGAGCCAAGCUUUACAGACGACGGGAAUGGUGAGAGCACUAGUGGGGCUAAGAGUAAGAAUGGAUCCCCAUGGCAGCGAAUGAAAUGGACAGAUAAUGUGGUUAGGCUUCUGAUAGCAGUGGUUGCUUGUGUGGGUGAUGAUGGUGCAUUUGAGGGUGUUGACAGGCUUAAGAGGAAAUCUGGGAUUCUGCAGAAGAAAGGUAAGUGGAAAACAGUGUCGAAGAUAAUGAUCAGUAAGGGCUGUCAUGUUUCGCCACAACAGUGUGAGGAUAAGUUUAAUGAUUUGAAUAAGAGGUACAAAAGGUUGAAUGAUAUUCUUGGAAGGGGAACCAGUUGUAGAGUGGUGGAGAACCCUGCUCUUAUGGAUUCAAAGCCUCAUCUUUCCGCUAAGGCAAAGGAUGAUGUUAGAAAGAUAUUGAACUCAAAACAUUUAUUUUAUAAGGAAAUGUGUGCUUACCAUAAUGGACAGAGGAUACCCAACUGCCAAGAUCUUGAUCUACAAGGCUGCUCACUACCCCUUGAAAGGUGCUCAAAAGACAACAAUGGCUCGGAGAAAGAGGAAGCUGAGGGUCAUGAUGAUAGUGAUGAUGAUGAAUCGGAUAAUGAAGAUGACAGUAAUGCUAAUGAGGAUGGGGAGAGGAUGGGCAAGUAUGAGAGGAAUAAAGUAAAUGAAGAGGAUGCCCAUCUUUGGUCUCAAUCAGGUGGAUGCGGUGGCUUUGACGUUGAAAUGGCUCAAGAUCCUACGGUGUCAUUAUGGGAGAAAAAGGAGUCGGUUAAGAAACAGAAGUUGCAACUUCUGGAGCAGAGAGUCAGCAUCCAGGCUCAAGCGUUUGAGCUUGAGAAGCAACGCUUCAAGUGGUUGAGAUACUGCAGCAAGAAAGAUAGGGAGUUUGAGAGAUUAAGGCUAGAAAAUGAGAGGAUGAGACUAGAGAAUGAGCAAAGCAUAUUGCAACUGAGGCAGAAGCAACUGGAAAUGGAUUUCAGGAGCUCAAAAACAUCUCGAGACCCCACUUCCCUCGGUGUUGACAAAAUGCAAGCAAGAGAUCAAAUUGAUCUGGGAAGGCAUCAAUAGAUCCUUCAAAGUUUGAAGAACUGACAAUCCACUCCCGCUAUCUUUUAUGGUUGUCCCUGGUGGAACUUUCCUAGCUUUGUGUAAAUGGAUUGCAUACCACGUGUAUUACUUUAGAUUAACCUUAGGAAUGUCUGAAGCAGGAGGGUGCCAAAUCUCUGUUCAAGGGUGCUGGUUCAAACAUCCUUGGUGCAAUUGCAGGUACUGGUGCCCUUGCGGGAUAUGACGAGCUUCAGGUCAUUGUGUUAGGAAGUUUGGUUCUGACGGGGCUGAUAGAUUAAGAUCGCCAGCACUUUCCUUCAUUCUUUUGUACUUUAAUCUGACGGGUUAAACGUUGUUUUAGUUUUUGAAGAAUUUUGUUCUGUUGUGCUCAUUGAUUUUUUAAUACAUAUAUUUGGUUUAGACGUCAUUAUGUAUAUAA
Messenger RNA from Hevea brasiliensis (rubber tree), 2608 nucleotides. RefSeq lists its product as uncharacterized. The coding region runs from base 874 to 2190 and encodes 438 amino acids. The record is from RefSeq and is a predicted model, not a curated record. NCBI's taxonomy places the organism in Eukaryota, Viridiplantae, Streptophyta, Magnoliopsida, Malpighiales, Euphorbiaceae. The transcript has 2 exons.